Salpingoeca rosetta is the source of this 1069-nucleotide messenger RNA. RefSeq lists its product as uncharacterized. The transcript has 10 exons. The annotation marks the transcript as partial. The record is from RefSeq and is a predicted model, not a curated record. Lineage: Eukaryota; Choanoflagellata; Craspedida; Salpingoecidae.
AUGCAGCAGCAGCAGCAGAGAAUGCACCACCACCACUUGCUGCUGAACACAUCCCCCAACCAACCAACCAGCCAACCAACCAACCAACCAACCCAUCGCCCGCUGCUGCUGCUGGCAGAAGCUGGCUGUUUGCUGCUGGUAACAGGUGGCGACAGCACAAGUUGCAUUUUCGGCUGGAAGCAGCAGCAGAGGCCAUGCACACUUACAGGCAGCAAGAUGAGGGAAAUGUCGAGGAUACUUGUCACGCAUGCCAGCUGCACUCGCCUCACACAUGGUGGUGAGGUACCAGCACACAUCAGGAUGUUGGUGGAAGCGGGCUCGCAUGCCGGAUGCUGCUGCUGCAACUUUCCCGAUUCAGCUGUCGCUGUUGUACUCAUGCAGUGUUCCCACAUGUCAGCAAGGCAAGGGGAGCGACUGCCUGAGGAUCGUUGGAGGAUGAUGAUGGGCGGUGCACACAUGAUGGAAUGGGAGGAGCAGCUGUGGGCACGCACGUCCAUGGUCAUGGUGGGCACAUCCAACCACAGUGACGCAGUCAUCUCGGCCGUCACCAUCAUCGCCAUCAUCGCCAUCGACUGCACAGCCGCCAUCACACUCCGGCCGACACCAGCUCCAAUCAGGCGUGAGGCAGACAUUGCACAUGUCACUCGCUCUGACGAAGACGUGAGCAAUGCGCGUGAGGCACAUGAAGCUGUGGAACCAACGACGAUGACGAUGACGAGUGCUGAAGGCCCAUGUAUUCCAUCUCCAUCCAACCGACCAACCAAGCAGCCGAGCGAGCGAGCAAAGGACACGGCGUGGCAAGGGGCCCAACAGCUGAUGGCUGGCUGCAUUGUGGAUGAACUGGCCCUCUGCCUCUCGUCCAUCUCCUGCUCCUCCUCCUCGUCACUGGUCACCAACAGCAGCGGCUGCGGCCAUGGAUGUGGAGGGUGUGAUGUGCGUCUAUGUGCCGUUGCCUCACAUGACGUUGACGAUGAUGGUGGACGGAGGCCGUUCUCUUCCCAAGUCCUCAUGACACGACCAGGGCGAUACACGCACGCACACACAAAUGUGCCAGAGAAGAAGGCACCAG